This is a messenger RNA of Pelobates cultripes (western spadefoot toad), 441 nucleotides long. NCBI's taxonomy places the organism in Eukaryota, Metazoa, Chordata, Amphibia, Anura, Pelobatidae. The record is from the annotation of a GenBank genome assembly.
AUGGCGACACAGCAGCAAACCACAGCAAUGGACACAAACACCAAGCCAGCAACAUGGCCCCUGGAGGCUUUUGAUCAGCACUGUAAGAGCUUCUGGAUGAUACUCUGCAACCAGGGCCUGACCCGCAGACAAGCGGUGAAAGCUGUGGCCCCCUGGAUCCGCCCGGUAACCCGGCGCAGCUACUAUGGGCCCCUACCUCGAAUCCCCAAAACUACCGCCCAGCAAUGCAGAUACCAACGACCAACGAGGCGGGAGGGGGAGCCGCAUGGCACGGGUGCCGACACUCGCUCCCACAAUCACAGGAGAUGGAGCGUCAGGCUAGCCCAAGAAACAUGUACCUCGCAUGACACUAGAACCUGGGACUGGCAUGGUAUACCUCCACACUCUACAGCCCCUGCGACAAACAGUGGCAUAAUAUGGAGGUCCACCCCACAGUUUAGC